Carassius carassius (crucian carp) is the source of this 6890-nucleotide messenger RNA. RefSeq names its product kinesin-like protein KIF1C. Gene Ontology annotation, molecular function: microtubule binding; ATP binding; microtubule motor activity. The transcript is spliced from 23 exons. The record is from RefSeq and is a predicted model, not a curated record. Lineage: Eukaryota; Metazoa; Chordata; Actinopteri; Cypriniformes; Cyprinidae. The coding region runs from base 468 to 4043 and encodes 1191 amino acids. Gene Ontology annotation, biological process: microtubule-based movement.
GAGGUUCCGCCCUGGUGUCCGGUUCGCCGUCGUGACGUCACUUGCUGGACUGGACGGGGCGGGGGGCGCGCGCACACACCGCGGCCAGCGGCGACUUUUUCCUUUUUAUUUUUCAUCAUCUUCUCCUUAAAAACACCCUCAUUGUCCCCGAAACACGCCGAGCGAGAUUCCCGGCGGCUGAGGAGCUCCGUCAUCGACGGGAUUGCGGGUGAUCGGGCGCGCGCGGCCUCCGCCGAAAACUUUCUCAGCGGCGCUCGUGACCGCGGCUAACGGACACCGGCGGCUCCGGACAUCACGAGAAAAGGAUCCGGCAGUCACUCGCCCGGAUAACGGAGAAAUAACGACAAAUACGGUCAAAGGCUGCGUGUAAAUAUAAAUAGAGUGUAAGUCGGUGAGCCGGAGCGCCCCCGCAGGAGUCCGCCGGUAAACUCCCGGUAAACACCGGAGACAUCCGCUCUCCGUGAAGGAUGGCCGCCUCAGUGAAGGUAGCAGUGAGAGUUCGGCCCUUCAACUCCCGCGAAACCAGCCGAGAUGCUAAAUGUGUCAUACAGAUGCAGGGAAGCUCCACCUGCAUCUGGAAUCCCAAGCAGCCCAAAGAACCAGCCAAGAACUUCAGCUUCGACUAUUCGUACUGGUCUCACAGCACGGAGGACGACCCAGCGUUCACAUCCCAGCGGCAGGUGUAUCUCGACAUCGGCGAGGAGAUGCUGCUUCACGCCUUCGAAGGCUACAACGUCUGUAUAUUCGCCUACGGUCAGACCGGAGCCGGAAAAUCCUACACCAUGAUGGGAAAACAAGAGCCUGGACAACAAGGCAUCAUUCCACAGAUGUGUGAGGAUCUGUUCAAGCGCACCAGUGAGAACACGGAUCCGGAUCUGUCCUUCUCUGUAGAGGUGUCCUACAUGGAGAUCUACUGCGAGCGCGUGCGGGAUCUGCUGAACCCCAAGAGUAAAGGAGCGCUGCGGGUGCGAGAGCAUCCCAUCAUGGGGCCGUACGUCGAGGAUCUGUCCAAACUCGCCGUCACCUCCUACGCUGACAUCAGUGACCUCAUGGACGCGGGGAACAAGGCCCGGACGGUGGCAGCCACCAACAUGAACGAGACCAGCAGCCGAUCACACGCCGUCUUCACCAUCGUCUUCACUCAGCGCCGCCGAGAUCAGCUGACCAGCCUCGACACAGAGAAGGUCAGUAAGGUGAGUCUGGUGGAUCUGGCGGGCAGUGAGCGAGCGGAUUCAUCCGGAGCCAAAGGCGUGAGAUUAAAGGAGGGUGCUAAUAUCAAUAAAUCUCUCACCACGCUGGGGAAGGUCAUCUCCGCUCUGGCUGAAAUGCAAAACAGCAAAAGAAGGAAGAGUGAGUUCAUCCCGUACAGAGACUCAGUGCUCACCUGGAUACUGAAGGAGAACCUGGGUGGUAAUUCUCGUACAGCUAUGAUCGCUGCUCUCAGUCCUGCAGAUAUUAAUUAUGAGGAAACACUCAGCACUCUCAGAUAUGCUGACCGUGCGAAGCAGAUCCGCUGUAACGCUGUAAUUAACGAGGAUCCAAACGCUCGUCUGAUCAGAGAACUGAAGGAGGAAGUGAACCGACUCCGAGAUCUGCUGCUGUCACAAGGACUGAGCCGGCUGAUCACUGCUCCAGCUGCUGAAGUCAAUAACAACCGUGUGGGCGUCAAUCUAAUGCCUGCUGACCCCGCCUCCAAUGGAGCUCCACCCACAUCUGCACCCGCCCUGGGAGAAGGCCCCGCCUCUGAGAGUGACCACGCCUCUCUGGAUGGCCACGGCCAAUUAGAAGAGUUUCAGGGCGAGAUGAUUACCAAUGAGGAGGCAGUGGAGAGACUGAAGGAAACAGAGAAGAUCAUGGCUGAGCUGAAUGAGACGUGGGAGGAGAAGCUGAGGAAGACCGAGUCGAUCCGACUGGAGAGGGAGACGAUUCUGGCUGAGAUGGGAGUGUCCAUUAAAGAGGAUGGAGGAACUGUUGGAGUGUUUUCACCUAAAGGGACUCCUCACCUGGUGAAUCUGAACGAGGAUCCGUUGAUGUCUGAGUGUCUGCUGUACUACAUCAAAGAGGGUGUGACCAGGGUUGGUCAGAAGGAUGUGGACAUCAAGCUCAGUGGUCAGUUUAUCAAAGAGCAGCACUGUGUGUUUUACAGCUACAUCAACCAGAAUGGAGAAGUGGCUGUGACUCUGGAGCCGCUGGAAGGAGCGGAGACGUACGUGAACGGGAAGCAGAUCACCGAGUGUGUGCUGCUCAAACAGGGCAACCGCAUCGUGAUGGGCAAGAACCACGUGUUCCGGUUCAACCACCCGGAGCAGGCGCGUCUGGAGCGUGAGCGCAGCAGCUGUGUGGAGCAGCAGGGAGAGCCGGCCGACUGGAACUACGCUCAGAGAGAGCUGCUGGAGAAACAGGGCAUCGACAUCAAGCUGGAGAUGGAGAGGAGGCUGCAGGACGUGGAGAUUCAGUAUCGGAGAGAGAAAGAGGAAGCAGAUCUACUGCUGGAGCAACAGAGACUGUACGCAGAUUCAGACAGCGGAGAUGAUUCUGACAAGCGCUCUUGUGAAGAGAGCUGGAGACUCAUUUCAUCCCUGAGAGAGAAACUACCAGCUAACAAGGUUCAGUCCAUAGUGAAGCGCUGUGGUUUACCCAGCAGUGGCAAACGGCGCGAGCCUCUCCGAGUCUAUCAGAUCCCGCAGCGCAGACGCAUCAGCAAAGACCCCGAGCAGGUGACCAUGAGCGACCUGAAGCUGCAGGCGGUGAAGGAGAUCUGCUACGAGGUGGCGCUCGGAGACUUCAGGCACUCGAGGCGCGAGAUGGAGGCGCUAGCCAUCGUCAAGAUGAAGGAGCUCUGCCGCAUGUACAACAAACGAGACGCGGCCGAGAAGGACACGUGGAGGGAGGUGGCACAGGACGUGUGGGACACGGUAGGCAUCGCAGACGAGCGCUCGCUGGAGACCACAGACGGAGAGAGCGGCUCAGCGGACGGAGAGAGCGGCAGAUCCGGCGUCUACAACCUGAAAGCACACAUCGACAAACUGACAGAUAUUCUACAAGAGGUUAAAGAGCAGAACAACAUGAAGGACGAGGAGAUCAAAGCCCUCAGAGACCGCAUGAUGAAGAUGGAGAGCAUCAUCCCAGCAGUGCAACAGGAUAAUGAUGAUGAAUCAGAGGAACUGCUUGCAUAUGGCGAUCAGGGGCGGGGCGAUGAGCAGGAUGGGUGUGGCCCUCUGGAGCUCCUCCCCAAACAGGAGCGAGUGUCACGGCUGAUGGAAGAAGACCCCGCCUUCCGGAGGGGCCGCCUGCGCUGGCUCAAACAGGAGCAGCUGCGUCUGCAAAACCUGCAACAGCAGCAGAUCACCAAGCGUCUGCGCAGAGUGGGUGGAGCCGGGGGCGGGGCUGGGGCUGGGGCUGGGGAGGGCGUGGUCCACCUUCCUGGAACAGGACGCUUCAUUCCCCCUCAGGACUGCAAGCUGAAAUUCCCCUUUAAGAGCAACCCGCAGCACCGGCUCUCCUGGGGCCCGAAUGUGUCUGUCACAGUGGACGACCUCAAGGACGAGCGCAGCGAGGGGCGAGGCCCCCCCCCCGGCGUGCCUUUACUUCCUCUACCGUUCCAAGUGCCGGUCGUCAUGCGCGCGCCCUCCCCCAGUCGCCCUUGGCAACCUCGCCAAUACAGCAACGGUAACUUUGGCAACGGCAAUCAGUUUCCUCAGCAACAGUGGCACUACAGGCGCAACUCACUGGACAGCAGCACCAUGCCUGGCAACCAGAGUUAUUACAGCAACGGGCACCACAACAAUAACGGCUCACAGCAGUCAAACCGCGGUCGCUAUCGGCGACAGUCGCCGGGCCCUUGCACACGUGGGGAGGGGGCGUACACACCAAUGUACGUCAAUCAUCAGCGGCCCGCCUUCCAGACCUACCAGACUCUACCGCACACACUCAUGGAUCAACAGCACGGCAAAUACCAAAAACCGCAGGGCUACGUCACCCCGCCGCGCAUGAGACGCCAGUACAGCGCCCCCGACCUGAAAAGCAAAGAAACGCCCAUCUGAUGUGUGCAUGACCGCUGUUUUACCGCCGUUCACUUAUGAUGUCAUGAAUACAAGCCGAGUUGUUUUGAUGGGUUAGUCUCGUGUAGGCAGACUAUCAGUAGAAAGAGUUCAUUCUGGCCCACUUUAGACAGGAAGAGAGUGUUUGAGUGACAGGUAAGACCCGUUCGCUAUGAGAACAAUUACUAUGAUGAUGGUUUUAUAUUCAUUUUUAAAGGAGCGCUCACAUUUACUGUAGUUCUGCAAAUUUUUGCCAAGCUGUUUUGAUAGGAAUCUACACAAUUGGGUUAUAGUUAUCUUUCUUGUUGUGAACCGGCCUUCAGACUCUUUACCCUCCAAUCAGAUUAGAGCUUGUGAUUUUUGGAAAGCUCUCAUUAUUUUAAGUGCAGUACUCAUAUUCUGUAUGGGUGGUCCGAGACUACUUAACCCAAACUGACCCAAACUCCGUUAAUGCACCAUGUCACUACUCCGUCUGUGUGUGUUUUUGCUGUUCAGGAUCACAUACCUCUCCGCAAUGACUCAGCCUGGGACUAGUUUUGCAUUAGUUAGGGUGUUUGUAUGUUCAGCCUCAAUGUGCCUUAUUCAAAUGCCAAUAACCUCAGAGAUCACUGAAGGAAAUGCCAUGGGAGUGUGUGAGUGUGUGUGUGUGACGCUGAUGAUUUACUGUGUGAGAGAUCUGAGAUGCAGGAGGAAGUUUUGAUGCCUGAUUCAUGGAUAUGAUUCUUUUGAACCAGUUCUUGAUAAUGAUUCAUUCACCUGAUUCACAACAGAGCAACUCAAAACAACUUAAAGGAAGGUUUCAGUUCAGAUGCUGUUCAUCACCAGCGAGAAUCAUUUGACUCACCCUUCAGAAUAUAAUUGUAUUUUAGUCUUUCAGCUUUUUUUUUCAUUGUAUUGCGGUAAUGGUCUUUAGUGUAUUAAACUGAGCCAGAUGAUAACAACUGAAUGACUUAAAUCAAGAACCAGUUCAUUGAAAUCAGCCGAAUUAAAUAAUUCACUGAAAUGAUUCAGACUAGAGGAGAGAAAUCAGAAACACAAAAGUGUUUACGCAAAUGACAGACAGCUGUCAAUCACUGAUGAUGAUGAUGGUGGUGAAGGUUAUGUGGAGAGUUCAAAGGUCAAUGUAAUGGACAUGUGGAAUAAAGAUGCAAGUUGUGUGAGUUUUAGAGUUGAUGUAGGGUUUUUUAAGUUGUGAGUAAACAUGCUGAUGAUGGAUGUUUUAAACUUAAUCAGAUGGCAGAAAUAUUUUGACUAUUUAUUGGGGAUAUGAUUCCUGUGCCUUUGUGCCACAGAGAGUCGUUUGAUCCAGUUCAACAUUAUUUUUGAGUGGCAGAUUUAAAUCAGUCCUGCUUGCGUGAGGCUGCAGUGGUGUGUCAUGCUAGAUGCUCAGAAUCUCAACAGAGAAUCGCACUGGACACUCCCGUUGCAGAAUCUCAUUGGAGAAUUUCACUAGAGAUUCUUAAGAAGAUUCCAACCAGAGAUUCCUACUGGAGAAUCUCUCUCUGAAGAGUCUCAACUGAGAUUCCCACUGGAGAUUCUUAAGAAGAGUCUCAUUGGAGAUUCCCACUGGAGAUUCUUAAGAAGAGUCUCACUGGAGAUUCCCACUGGAGAAUCUUAAGAAGAGUCUCACCGGAGAUUCCCACUAGAAAUUCUUAAGAAGAGUCUCACCGGAGAUUCCCACUGGAGAAUCUCUCUCUGAAGAGUCUCACCGAAGAUUCCCACUGGAGAAUCUCUCAGAAGAGUCUCACCGGAGAUUCCCACUGGAGAAUCUCUCUCAGAAGAGUCUUACCGGAGAUUCCCACUGGAGAUUCUUAAGAAGAGUCUCACCGGAGAUUCCCACUGGAGAAUCUCUCUCAGAAGAGUCUCACUGGAGAUUCCCACUGGAGAAUCUCUCUCAGAAGAGUCUCACUGGAGAUUCCCACUGGAGAAUCUCUCUCAGAAGAGUCUGACUGGAGAUUCCCACUGGAGAUUCUUAAGAAGAGUCUGACUGGAGAUUCCCACUGGAGAAUCUUAAGAAGAGUCUCACCGGAGAUUCCCACUAGAAAUUCUUAAGAAGAGUCUCACCGGAGAUUCCCACUAGAAAUUCUUAAGAAGAGUCUCAAUGGAGAUUCCCACUGGAGAAUCUCUCUCUGAAUAGUCUCACCGGAGAUUCCCACUGGAGAUUCUUAAGAAGAGUCUUGACUGGAGAUUCCCACUAGAGAUUCUUAAGAAGAGUCUCACCGGAGAUUCCCACUGGAGAGCCUCACCAGAAAUUUUCAUUGGAGAUUCCCACUGCAUCCCGUCAGACAGAGAAAAUGCUUGAAUGUUCAGAGACACACGGGAGGCUGUUCUUGAGUUCUGCUUCAUCAUGGUAUCUGUGUGGCAGGUGGGCAGAGUUAUUACAGUGAGACAUGACAUCACUCAACUAGCACAGGAGCUUUUCUGACUGUGACUUUUAACACUUCUGGACAAUCAGCUGAUUAUGUUUUGAUGAUGAAGACGAUGUCUUUUAUUUACACUUGCAGACUAUUUCCUGCCGUAAUAUGACGUUUGUUUGGUUUCAUUUGCCUUUUUCAGUUUGAUUAUGAUUUCAUUGAGUAAUUUGUGUUUGUGCGGUUAUGUAUGUGUGCGAGGAAUCCGCUGAGUUCAUUUGCACAAACACACACGUGCACUGUUCACUCUGUGUGUGUGUUUUGUUUGAGGUUGACAUUGAUGUUGUUUCCAACAUGAUGAACCUCAAGUGUCUCACUGGACACAAGCUGCCACUUCUGUUUCUGCGCUUCUGUUUGUUUUAUUCUGGGUUUUGAGUUAUUUUUGAGUUUUAAAAUGGUUAAAAAUUGCAAAAUGUCAAUAAAGGACAAUGUAUAAAAA